GGUUCUAUAUAGCAAGCACUCCCUUUGUCUCUAAAACAGUUACAUCACGCCAAGAUUCUCUCGGUAAUAAUUUAAAUCAAUCAUAAACUGAGUUGGACGUCUGGUGACCAAAAUUAUGUUUUUUUAGCUAAAAACUCAAAUGCUAUGGUAAAAUUUUUUUAUCAGCGAAUUAGAUUAUUCUUUUUUAAUAAGUUUAUAAUUGUUGCGGAUAAUUGUUUAUAUGUAAUAUUAGUAUUAUGCCUCAAAUUGAAAUGGUACAAAAAAUAUGAGUUGACCUCAUAUAACCUUAAUCCUGUAAAUCAUCCUUUUUUGCCAUUGAAAACUGAACACAACAUACUAGUAGGGAUGUUUCAUCUUUAAUCCUGUGUGACCAUAUAUGUAUUUGGAAGUCAUCGACACUGAAGCAAAAACAAGUUUUCAGAGAUUUGGUAAAAGUGUGCUUUACUAUUUAAAUUUUAGGACCAAAAUUUGUAAUAUAACUCCUUAAAAUUAUAGCUUACCAUAACCUAAGAUGGCCUCAAGAAACCGUGUAUCUUGCGGACUAGAUAUUGAAUUUACUGAAGAUCUUGAAGAAUCUAUAGAGAAUUCUAGUAGAAAUGGCUAUGACUUUAUAUGUGCGAAUGUUGUCAGACAAGGCUGCACACCAUUUGAAACAGCGAAUCUAUGUGAUAAACUUGGUGGUGUUACAGACACAUCAUUUUUAUUCAAUUCACAAGAAUGGGCUUCCCUUGUCGUUGGCAAACUUUCUUAUUUUCCUGAUUUGACAUCUGUUGUAACAGAGAAGCGUAUUUGUGCGGAAGAAGCUGUAAAACAAGAGCUUCAUUUUGUUGCUUUUUUGAGCUUACCUGCGAUUAUUGUUGAAAUCAAGAGCAAAAAUUGUUCAAAUAUUGCCAGAAUGAUAAACACCUUUUUAUAUGAAGGUCAUCAUAAUGUCCACAUAUGGGUUAAAGUCCCUUUACACUCCAGAAAUUGUGAGGAGGAUACAUGGCACUGGUGGAACAAAUUUCGAACCUUAUGCAGCCAUCACAGUAGGAUUGGAUUAGCAUUAGAAUUAACUGCAGACUUACCAAGUCAGUUGGAAAGAUGGCAAGGUGAACCUAUUCGUGUGGUUUAUAUUCCAACCUCUGUUUUUCUGAUGAAUCAAAAAGGAUUUCCUGUUUUGUCCCGUGCUCAUCAGCAAUUUGUUAAAAAUCUCAUGAAGUUGAAUUGUCAAAUUGUAUUGUCUGGUCCUAACUUGAAUAAUGCAGAAGGAAUCCUAGUGUAUCAUCAAUACUUGGAUCAUUUAUUCCAAGGUGCUCAAAAUCUAGGGGAAUAUGAAAAAUUUUCAAAAGGUUAUGAAGAUCAUUUGCAAGCACCACUCCAGCCGCUCAUGGAUAAUUUGGAAUCGUCAACCUAUGAAAUCUUCGAAAGAGAUCCUAUCAAAUAUAAAAAGUACGAGGAAGCAGUGUAUCGUUGCUUGCUUGACCAAAUUCCUGAUUCCGCAAAAGAACAGCAAACAGCUGUUAUCAUGGUGCUUGGUGCGGGUCGCGGCCCUCUCGUUAGAAUGUCACUCAGAGGUGCUAAAAGAGCUCAAAGAAAAGUUCGUCUUUAUGCAGUAGAAAAAAACAGAAAUGCUGCUGUACUUUUGCAACAUUUGUGCACGACAGAGUGGAAAGACUAUGAUGUCACUGUAGUUUCAUCUGAUAUGAGGUUUUGGAACGCUCCUGAGCUAGCUGAUAUUGUUGUUUCAGAGUUGCUAGGAUCAUUGGGUGACAAUGAAUUGUCACCGGAGUGCUUAGACGGGGCAAAUCGCUUCUUAAAACCAGAUGCAGUCAGUAUCCCACAGUCAUACACUUCUUACAUAUCUCCUAUCUCAUCUCAUAAACUUUACAAUGAGAUAAAAGGUGUGAUGGGUCUGGAUAAAAAUAAGACACCCGAAGCUGCUUUUGAAACUUUGUAUGUGGUUCGUAUUCAUAAUUAUCAUGAACUUACUGAACCAGUUCCGUUGUUCACAUUCAAUCAUCCAAACUGGGAUUUGGAUAGUCAAAAUCCUAAACCAGAGUUCCAUGCCGACGUUUCCGCAGAAGUUUGGGACAAGAAGUUCAGCAAAAAAGAUGUGAAGGAUAAAGAGGACAUGGAAACGAAUGGGAAAACUGAAGUUAAUCAGAUUCAAGAUAGUCAACACAAUCACAUUGAUCCAACUAAGGAUAACAAUCAAAUCAAAUCAACUCCGACAAUGCCAACAAAUAGUCACAACACAAGAUAUCAACAAUUUUCUUGCACGAUUCCUUUUGACACCAUGCUGCAUGGAUUUGGUGGUUAUUUCAGAUGCGCAUUGUACAAAGAUGUUGAAAUCAGUAUCGAACCGAAAACACAUUCACCGGGAAUGUUCAGUUGGUUUCCAAUUUUCGUUCCCUUGAUGAAUCCAAUCCCUCUUACCGAAGGUUGUACAUUACAGACUGAUUUUUGGCGUUGUUCCAAUGGAAAAAAGGUUUGGUAUGAAUGGUGUGUCACUUCUCCACAAGCAAGUCAAAUACACAACCCGAAUGGUAGAUCUUAUACCAUCGGGCUAUGAUGUUAAAUUUUCUGAAAAUUCAUUUCUUGAAAAUGACUGUGACCUGAGGCAUGCUUAUUAUUAUCCAAUGACUGAAUGAUUAAUUCCAAACAUGUAAAAGUUAUGUUUUCAUGCCUGUUUAAAAUGGGUCUCUCUGUACUAUUAUUAUUUUGGAUUAUAUAAUUACAUGGUCUCCAUAUAAACAUUCAAUCAUUGCUGUUUUAAUUUAUGUUACCAAAUCCAAUCACUUGCCAUAUACAAGCCACAAGGAUGCAUGGACCAUCGAUAUUUUAUGAAAUGCAUUAUGAUUAAGGGGAGAGCAUGUUCCUCAUUUAUGUUCACUUGUUUGAUAUUAGAAAAUUCAUUUCUAACAUAUGGUUAAAUUUGUCUCAAGUGUGUGGGGAAACUAAACGAAGAAUAUCUACCUACCAUGUUAAUCCAUCUUUAAGUGUUGUGAGUUUUAAGAUAAAUAUUUGAAGGCAGUGUCAAAUUUAAUGACAGUUUUCAGCUUCAUUACUUUUUCGUACUCUAUUUUUUUUAUAGAUGUCACUUAGCAAUGGUUUGCAUAAGAUUUUGUGACCUAAUGGAGAUGGGCAGUACAGUGCAGGACCUAAGCACUUUAGACUUUGGUGCUCUAUAUAUAAAAUAUAAUAUUAAUCUAGUGUCCCAUGUUAUCUGAAAUUGAAUGAGUUUCAGUAAGGAUGUUUUCACAUAAUCAAUUUCUUUGUUUAUUUCCUUAACAAUGACUAAUCGGCAAUGAGUU
Molecule: messenger RNA, 3296 nt
Organism: Styela clava
Lineage: Eukaryota; Metazoa; Chordata; Ascidiacea; Stolidobranchia; Styelidae
Product: protein arginine N-methyltransferase 5-like
Biological process (GO): peptidyl-arginine N-methylation; regulation of DNA-templated transcription
Cellular component (GO): cytosol; nucleus
Source: RefSeq, a predicted model, not a curated record